Messenger RNA from Knipowitschia caucasica, 492 nucleotides. The record is from the annotation of a GenBank genome assembly. Lineage: Eukaryota; Metazoa; Chordata; Actinopteri; Gobiiformes; Gobiidae.
AUGUAUUACCGUGGAUCUGCUGCUGCUGUGAUAGUCUAUGACAUCACCAAACUGGACUCCUUUCAGACGCUAAAGAAGUGGGUGAAAGAGCUGAAAGAGCACGGGCCGGAGGACAUUGUGGUGGCCAUCGCUGGGAACAAGAACGACCUUGGAGACAUCAGGGAAGUCCCCAUGAAGGAGGCCAAAGAGUUUGCAGAAUCCAUAUCAGCAAUCUUUAUUGAGACAAGUGCGAGAAACAGCGUCAAUAUUGAAGCACUCUUUCAGAAAAUCAGUAAGCAGAUUCCGCCAUUGGAAAAUACAGAGGUGGAGAGCAACGAGUCUUUUAAACUGUCUGGAACGCUUCCUGCUCCAGCCAGAAGAAGAGGAAAAGAGGAAGAAGAGGAAGAAGAGGAAAAGAGGAAGAAGGGGAAUAAGAGGAAAAAGGGGAAGAAGAGGAAGAAGAAGCAGAAGAGGAAAAAGGGGAAGAAGAGGAAGAAGACGAAGAAGGGGUAG